Conger conger (European conger) is the source of this 2547-nucleotide messenger RNA. RefSeq names its product tripartite motif containing 47 (gene trim47). The record is from RefSeq and is a predicted model, not a curated record. The coding region runs from base 14 to 1456 and encodes 480 amino acids. The transcript is spliced from 8 exons. NCBI's taxonomy places the organism in Eukaryota, Metazoa, Chordata, Actinopteri, Anguilliformes, Congridae. Gene Ontology annotation, molecular function: zinc ion binding; protein binding.
ACUGUUCGUAAACAUGGCGACGGCCGCAGCUGCAGGCGUGGGAGAGCUGCAAAAGGAGUUGGUUUGUCCAAUUUGCUUGGAUUAUUUCGAUGAUCCGGUUAUUUUAAAAUGUGGCCACAACUUCUGCCGAAGCUGUAUUUUAAUGCAUUGGGAGGAAAAUGGAGAGGAUGAUGUCGGGUAUCGGUGUCCGGAAUGCAGACAGGUAUUUAGCAAAAUAAGCUUCACGACUAAUUACCUGGUGAAGAACUUGGUGGACAGAUUGGACAGACUGGAAUUUUUUAAGUCCAGUAAACCUCCCACCCCAGUCAAACCCACCAAACUGGACGGCAAGUGUGACAAACACGGCGAAGAACUAAAACUCUACUGCCACACAGACAGCAAACCAAUCUGCGUCGUGUGUCGGGAAUCGAGAGCACACAGGCACCAUGACGUAGCGCCUUUGCCAGAGGUCAUCGAAGACAUGAAGGGGGAGCUCAGGAUGAGGCUCAUCAAGCUGACCUGGCAGAAGUCCGUGUGCGAGAGGGUGAGGACGACCGACGAGGCGGCCAAGGCGGACGCCAAGCGUAAGAAGCAGGACCUGAAGAGGAAGAUCGAAAACGACAUCGGCGCCCUUGUCCAGUUCCUCCUGGACGAGAAGGAGGACAUGCUGGCCAGCCUGGAGGCGGAGGAGGUGGCCACCGUCGCCAUGAUCGAGGAGAACCUGAAGGACGUGGCCAAGGAGGUGGCAGCCGUGGAACGGGCCGUCGCCGACAUUCAGAACCACGUGAGCGGGAAGUCCAGCUUCGAGGCCAUUAAUCAGACGGUUGUAUGCCCGUUCCACGUCUCCCCCUCCAUACAGGCCACCAACUGUCCCCCGAACUGGGAGGAGUUCAACGGCCCCGUCCAGCUCAUCAUGUGGAAGAAGAUGAUGCACGUGCUGCACACGGUUCCCGCGAACCUGGCCCUGGACAUGGACACGGCCCACCCGGGCCUCCAGAUCAGCGACUUCGACACCCGGGUGGAGGAGGGCCAGACGCGCUCGCUGGAGCCCGACCUGCCCCAGCGCUUCACCCGCUUCCUGGGCGCCCUGGCCACCGCGCAGUUCUCCAGCGGCCAGCACUACUGGGAGGUGGACGUGCGCGACAAGGGCGUGUGGUACCUGGGCGUGACCACCGAGUACAGCAACCGCAAGGGCUACGUCAACCUGUCGCCCUCGGCCGGCUACUGGAGCCUGUGCCUGCAGGACCGGCUGUACGCCAACGAGGAGGACGCCCGGCUCUCGCUGGCCGACUACUGGAACUCGCCCCGCGUGGGCGUGUUCCUGGACUACGAGCGCGGCCGCGUCUCCUUCUACGACGCGGUCACCAUGAAGCACGUCUACACGUUCGAGGCCUACUUCGACGAGCCGGUCUUCCCCUUCUUCAGCCCCGGGAAGAACGACCCGGGGAGCCGGCUGCAGGUCUGCCACUACUACUGACCCCCCUCCCCACCCCACUGCCACGCCCCUCUCCCCCGAAACCCCCCGCUCCCACAGGCAACGGGUCGGGAGGGGGCCCUGCCACUACCCGCUGGGAGGAGGCCUUCGUGUUGUUCCGUCGACCACUACCGUCGCAAAACCGCUUCUCGCGGUUCGCGCAUGUGCCGUUAGCCUGUCCGGUUUCAAGCGGGGCUCUACGCCGUGCGGAAGGUCGCGUUUAUAUUUCACUGGAUUUUCUAAUAACGUAGGCUAGUGCAAAAACCUUUUUUUUUUUUCUUUCUUUUUUUAAUUAAAAGACUCCAAAUGUAGCCCCACAGAAAUUGACAGUUUAGAUGUAAAUAAUCAUGUUUUGAAUAGACGCUCUUAUAGAUGAUUUUUGGACAACUGUUGUACUGCAAGAAAUUAUGAACGGACAAUUUAGCGACUGCUAAUUUGUCAAGAGCUUUCUUUGUGCCACGUUACCUCGGGGUAUAAGUUACUCUUUUCUAGUCUGCCAUGGUCAUUUUUUAAAUUAUUUAUAAUUUUAGAUGGACUAUACUUUGUUUUAGGUUCUGUCUUCAGUUGGUCAUGAUUGGGGGCAGAAUGUUAAUUGAACAUUCACACAAGGUUAUCACUUGCAGGCACUGGUGUUUGCAGAUUAUUGUGGUUUUAUUUGGAGUACACGUUGUGGCUUGUUUAGGGUGGCCAUGCUGAUGCUUCCAGGUUCAGCUUCUGGUCUGGUGGUUGGCAUGGUGGAUGUGUUCUACACAAACUUAACUUCACUGCAAAAUCUCCUCUUUGUUCAACAGUUAAAACUGUCUUUCUCCCUGUCACAUUGUUUAAACAUCAGUAUUUGUUUAUACUUUGACUUUUGAGGUUUCUGUAUUAGUGCUUUUAACUGUAUUUUUUUAACCUAUGAAUUUUCUAUUUUUCUUUCUUUGUUUUAAUAUUGGAUCAUGGGAUCAUUUAUCAUGUCAAUUCAAGGGGUAUAAUCCAUUUUAUUAUGUGUACAUGUUGUUUGUGCAUUAACCUUGUAUCGAUGCGAUAUGUGAAGUUAAUUUUCAGCUGUACUUUGACAUCAAUCUUCAAAAUAAAAUAAAACUGUAUUUCAA